AUGGCUGAAGUCGGGGAGGACACGGGCGCCCGGGCCCUGCUGGCACUCCGCUCGGCGCCCUGCAGCCCGGUGCUGUGCGCCGCGGCCGCCGCGGCCGCCGCCUUCCCCGCGGCGCCGGCGCCUUCGCUGCCGCCUCACCCCGGCUGGCGCGGCCGCCGGGGGAGCGGCAGCGGCGGCGGCGGCGGCGGCGGCGGCAGCGGCAGCGGCUCGGUGCGGCAGAGCCCCGGGCCAGCCCUGGCCCGGCUGGAGGGCCGCGAGUUCGAGUUCCUCAUGCGGCAGCCCGCCGUCACCAUCGGCCGCAACUCGUCGCAGGGCUCCGUGGACCUCAACAUGGGCCACUCGAGCUUCAUCUCUCGCCGCCACCUGCAGCUCAGCUUCCAGGAGCCGCACUUCUACCUGCGCUGCCUCGGCAAGAACGGCGUCUUCGUGGACGGGGCCUUCCAGCGCAGGGGCGCCCCGGCCCUGCAGCUCCCCAAGCAAUGUACCUUUCGAUUUCCUAGUACGGUUAUAAAGAUCCAGUUCACGUCUCUGUACCAUAAAGAAGAAGCUCCACCAUCUCCCCUUCGACCUCUUUAUCCUCAAAUUUCCCCUCUGAAGAUCCACAUUCCGGAGCCGGAUCUCCGGAGCCUAGUCAGUCCCAUUCCUUCUCCUACUGGCACUAUCAGUGUUCCCAACUCCUGCCCAGCCAGUCCUCGUGGUGCUGGAUCCUCAGGAUAUCGCUUUGUUCAGAAUGUCACCUCAGACUUGCAGCUGGCUGCAGAAUUUGCAGCAAAGGCAGCAUCAGAGCAGCAGGCAGACACAUCUGGAGGAGACAGCCCAAAGGAUGAAUCAAAACCACCAUAUUCUUAUGCUCAGCUCAUAGUUCAGGCUAUAUCCUCAGCCCAGGACAGACAGUUAACACUAAGUGGCAUCUAUGCCCAUAUCACCAAGCAUUACCCUUACUACAGGACUGCUGACAAGGGCUGGCAGAAUUCUAUUCGACACAACCUCUCCUUGAACCGUUACUUUAUUAAAGUCCCACGUUCUCAGGAGGAGCCUGGAAAGGGCUCCUUUUGGCGCAUUGACCCAGCAUCAGAAGCCAAGCUAGUAGAACAGGCAUUCCGGAAACGGAGACAGAGAGGAGUGUCCUGUUUCCGAACCCCUUUUGGGCCCUUGUCAUCAAGGAGUGCUCCUGCUUCCCCUACUCAUCCGGGGCUAAUGUCCCCUCAUUCUAGUGGCCUACAGACUCCAGAGUGCCUGUCUCGGGAGGGUUCGCCCAUUCCACAUGACCAUGAUUUUGGGUCAAAAUUAGCCUCUGUUCCAGAGUAUCGGUAUUCACAAAGUGCACCUGGUUCUCCUGUUAGUGCUCAGCCCGUAAUAAUGGCUGUUCCUCCUCGACCAUCUAAUCUCGUGGCCAAACCAGUUGCUUACAUGCCAGCUUCAAUAGUGACUUCACAGCAGCCUUCUGGUCAUGCAAUUCAUGUUGUGCAGCAAGCUCCCACUGUUACAAUGGUCAGAGUUGUGACCACAUCUGCUAAUUCAGCUAAUGGAUACAUCCUUACCAGUCAGGGCACGGCAGGAAAUAGCCACGAAGCAGCAGGCACAGUUUUGGAUUUGGGCAGUGAACCAAGAGCAUUGGAAGAUAAGCCUACGAUUGCAUUCGCGACAAUUCCAACUGCCAGCCGAGUCAUCCAGACGGUUGCCAGUCAGAUGGCUCAGGGAGUUCCAGGACAAACAGUUACAAUACUUCAGCCAGCAACACCAGUGACCAUUGGGCAACACCAGCUCCCAGUUAGGGCAGUGACACAAAAUGGAAAGCAUGCUGUUCCUUCCAACAGCAUCACUGGCACUUCUUAUGCCCUUACAAACCCACUGCAACUUCUCGCAGCCCAGGCUAGCUCCUCCACUCCUGUAGUGGUUACUCGGGUGUGUGAAGUGGGCCCAGAAGACCCGGCAGCCUCCUCAGGGGAGCCAGAUGUCAAAAGACCUCGGCUGGAGGAACCCAGUGGAACUGUUGUCGCACAGGCAGGGGUGAUAACAUCUACAGCCCCACAAGGGCAAGGAACCGGUGAAUGAAGUACCUGGGAAAGGAGCUGGAAUACAGGUGGAGCAGAAGGCGUAUCAAAAGGAGUGGUAGAACGAAGUGUAACUGCCUAAACAGCCACUUACCUAACGUGAGAUAGGAAAGACAGCUCCACCGCUCGUCAGAUCUCGAGGUGCCAAACAGAUUGGGAAAAGCUUCCAUCGACCUGUACCUGUACCUGGAAUUCAGCUCAGCCUUUACUUUUGUUUUUCUCUUCCAUACCUUUUAGUUUAAAAAAACAAAACAAAACAAAACAAAAAACCCACAUAAACAAAUACAGACAAUUGAUUGUAUGACUGCUGGGAAUUCUAUUUUUUUUUUUUUUUUCAGCACCUCCUGUUUUUCCCCAGUCUUUUCUUCAGGAGGCUGGGGAAGAGAUUGCAGUUCAGUAUCUCAAGGAAUGUAUCACAAAUGUCUGCUCCAUAAGAAGAAGGUUCCUUAUUUCUCCAAUGCCUUAAUGCUGCCUCUCAGAGUUUGACAUUGAUGUUCUUAAGGAAGCAGCCUUGACCAUCACAAGAAGACUGACCCAGGUUAACAUAGUGACAGCAUUAAAGUAGCAUGGUACCCAACAAACAAUUCUUUUAAAGAAAAAUAAUUGUAUUUAGAAUGAGUUCUUAUUUAUGUAGGAGGUUGAGAGCAGGCUGUUGGGGUAGGGACCAGGGGGUAGAACAACAGGAAUUGACCAAUUUGUUAUUUCAUAAAUGUCUUUUUUCAUAGAAAGGCAAAAGAGAAGGUAUUGACAUUAGUAUUAUUUUUAACUGGUUUGGUUUUGACCCCACAAUGUUUCUUGCUUUGUUCAGACAUGUACCAUCUGUUUUUAAACUAAACCUGCAUAUACAUCUUGGACAGAAGUUGAGGGAAUGGCCCCCCCCUUUUGUUUUUAGUUUUAUAUGCAUGAUGCAUGCAUUAAUCACACCAUGGAGUUAAUCCAUAGCUAUAACUGUUAAUGUCAUAUUAGGGGAAAUUAUGAUAGCUUCCUGUAUUAGAACAUGUAUUUGCCUUAGUACUGUUAGAAAGUCCUUUGGUUGGAAGGCUAGCGAAAAGCUGAUGGACUAAAUCAUAACAAUAGUAUCCAGGUUUCAGUAUUUGGAGUGAAUGUUAAUCAGAACUAAGCCUCUGUGCUGUCUUCCCUGCAGUAGUGGUAAAGUUCCAUUAUAACUAAGUCUUCUAGACAGAACUAUGUGGUUCAUUUGAUGUGAAAGAAAGUAGAGCAAAGCUUUCUCAGAACUGCUCUCCCCAUAACUAAUAGAAGAUGUGAUAUUCUCAGCAUGGCUGGAUGCAGUUUUAUAAUCUUAAUCUUUUUAUUUAAAUUUUGCCGAAAUCCCAGUUUUCUUUUACAGACUAUCAUUACGGGUGGAAAAUAUUUACUUUAUCUAAAACGCCAAAAUCUUUGGGGUCAAUUCAAGGUAAUGGAAACUACCUUCCCAAAUAAUGAGGUUGCUCACUGGUAUCCACCUUCUCCUGGGGUUUAGUCACCCUGUCUGUCUGAAUUCGUUUUGUGGUUAAAAAGAAGUAAAUAAAUAGCAGUGCUCUCUGAAGAAGAGAAGCAAACGAAGUGCUUCAAUAUAAUGAAUCUAUAUGUUUCUUAGGAAGAUGCCUUCUAAACUUGCACACUUGGCAGUUUCAGCUAUGUCAAGUAUGUUGAAAGGAGGUGGGAACAUAGGGAAUAUUAUUGUCUAUUCAGAUUUUUAUCAGUCUGUUUUCCUGAGCAGUGUGCAGGAGGGAUGAAGGAAUGCUUCUAUUAGAAAAUUAUCUCUUACUUUGUUAAAUAUUUUGGUGCUGCUUCUCCCAGUAGUCAGUCAUCGUUAGGAGAAAAAAAAAAUGUCAUACACAAAACUCAAGUAUCAAGAAAUGUUUUUCUUUUUCUAUUUUUUUUAAGGGGAAAAAAAAAGCCAGGAGUACCUUCCUUUUCCCCACCUCCACAACCAGUUAACUCUGUUUAAAGUUGGUUCAUCUGUAUAAUCCCUUUAGAAAAACUGCAGUGGUGUUCAAAACUUCCCCAUAAAAUAUAUGAGACAAAUUAAAGGCAAGAAAAUUUCAUAGGAAUUAGGAACUAACCAAUAAUUUUCUGCUUUAAAACAAAAGAAUUAACUGUUCAUUUUCUUUUUAAUUAUUUAAAUCAGUGGGCAUUAUUAAGCCCACUUUAGAGAUUAACAAUUUGCAGUCAGAACCCAUUGAUUUAACCAGAAAUUUUAAGAGGAAGGUGGCCUGGUGAGACACCAGGUAAAGAGAGCUCUACCACAAUUGUCCUUUACAUGUGUUCCCUUCAGUCAGGAUCAGAGGGAACUGGCUCCUCUUAUAAAAAAUUACUGAGCCCUUCAUGAAAUGCUCCCUUUUGCCCAAUAAAAGGAAACGGGAAAAUGUAUGUGUGACUAAAUUUUAAAAGGGUACCACAGUCACAGAAACAUUGACAUCCAUGAAAUAUUAAGUAUGAAAAAAGUUUCAGAGCAGUGGGAAUGAGAUAACCAGCAAUGCAGUUCUCAAAGAUACUUUCCCCACCUUUAAUGAUGAUAAAUUAUGCUCCAUUCCACACUUACAUUUUCUUACAUUUGUGUGUGUGUGUGUGUGUGUGUGUGUGUGUGUGAGAGAGAGAGAGAGAGAUUAGAAUUGAGUGACGGAGAGAGAAAAUGAGAAUUGAGUGAUGAAUUAAUUGACGUCAGGCAGGCUUCAUUCUGCACUGACAGCUUCAAUUACUAACAAAACCAGGGCCUUGUUCAGGUUAGAGGAUUUGUAAUUAGUGACUUUUUAGGGCCACCAAUUGGUUCUUUAAUCAUCCUUAAUUGGUAUUUGUUCUAAGUACUUCUUGUAUAUAGCCUAGUAGAGGGAAAUGACUUAAGGUGGUGGGAGCUAUUUUUGGUCUUCAGUUAUGGCUACCACAGAUUUUCUCCUUUCCAAGCUGGGAUUUUCUGUAGAGAACACUCCAUGUUGGGAAGUUAGAAGAAAAUGGUGGCUCACAUAUUUUUUUAAAUAUUUGUUUCUGUCUUUUGCUUCAUCUGAAUUUAUUGUUCCCAUCUGUUAAUUAGUUUUAUUGAGGUCAGAAAGCACUAACUGCUUUAUCUGUGCAAACUUUAUGUCUUAGUAGUGGUUGGUCCACAACUAGAAGGAGAAAAGGGUGGUGAAUAGGAAAGGAGGGAAACAGCAAAAUUUCAAUGGAAGGAAUUUCCCCUUCUUGAGAAUUUUAGCACCUUAAACUUUUGCAGGAGUUGCAUGAUGAAGGAAAUAAAAAGGAUCGAGGUCAAGAGAAAAGUGGUGGACAUUGGAGAAAUCAUUACCCAUGAUAGAUCUUUUGUUUUAUAAUAACCUUAGAAAGGUUUAGAUUAUAGCCAGGAAAUAUUGCCUUAUAUCUUCUAAGCCAGUGUUUGUGGCAGAGAUAUCUGGCAGAAAUGCCAAAGUGGGAUGUAUGGUGGCUUUAGAGACUCCUGGAAAGAACCUUUAGCAAUAUGUGUCUAGAUGUGUCUGAUAGGUGUUGCUCUAAUCCUGGAGUUCAUCUCAUCUUCAUCUUCCUUCUGUUGUGGUACAUGUGUUCACAUUUGCCUCCUGCGCUUUAUGGUUCUCCCCUUCUUUGCUUCCUACCUGAUAAGAAAACAGGAAAUUUGCUUAUAAAGAACUUUAAUUUUUAAGAAUCCAAGAAAACAUACAUAAGUAAACACAC
Messenger RNA from Vombatus ursinus (common wombat), 5714 nucleotides. It is a transcript of the gene FOXK1, whose product is annotated as forkhead box K1. The record is from RefSeq and is a predicted model, not a curated record. Lineage: Eukaryota; Metazoa; Chordata; Mammalia; Diprotodontia; Vombatidae. Gene Ontology annotation, biological process: regulation of transcription by RNA polymerase II. Gene Ontology annotation, molecular function: protein binding; RNA polymerase II cis-regulatory region sequence-specific DNA binding; DNA-binding transcription factor activity, RNA polymerase II-specific.